CCACGCUGGUCCUCUAGAAUUGUAAGUGUGGGCUCGUGCUGUGACGUCGGUAGUCACGUGACGUGAACAAGCGGAGGUUCUCCCACAUUCGCUGUUUGUAGUAGAUGCAUGAUUAGAACGUAGGAGUACAGAGUCUCUUUGGCUGGACACAACUACAGAAUCAACCACAGACAUUUCCAGUCGAGCUCGGUGUUUUAUCAUACGAAGGUCCAUCGCCUGCCAUAAGCAUUGGCCUCCACAUCAUAAUGAAACCCUACUAUGCCUUAGCCGUAUGUGCAAUCUUCGCAAUGGUGCUUGUCAUCGCCGGUGCUCAAGAUUUGAAUUUGUUUGGUCGUGAAGAAACAACAGAGGACAAGCAAAGUGCACAGAAUAUCGAGAAAAAGUACGCACGUCUGUCCUACUUCCGGUCACCUUCACGCCCACGUUAUGGAUGGAACAAUAGAGGAAGAGGACGCUACUCUAGACCUGUACAGAGAUCACCUAUGUAUGGAUGGAGGCAUCGUUCAAGCCGUCCCAAGAUGCCGUGGGAGUACCUUCCAGACACCUACUGCUUCCGGAACCGAUGCCGAUCCAACUUUGACUGCUGCAAAAAAUACAACUUGUGCAACCCAGCUGCCAAACUGUGCUAUGACUGCUGGUAUGGGCAUCCAUGCAGGCGUAAUGAAGACUGCUGUGUAAAAUACCCCACAUGUAACAGACACAGGAGCAUGUGUGUGGAUUAAAGUAACUUGGACUUGAUCCACGGUUCCAAGAAAGUGACAUGAGAUGGCUUUGCUUUAAGUAAGGUAUUGCAAUUAAUUCUGACACUCAUUUUAUGCUUGGUGAUACACCGGAACAAAGCAUCCUUAAAUGAAACCAGCUCAGUUUGUUAUGACAUAUACUAUACUGUUUUGUAAAAUAUGCAUUUAAAUGACCAUGGUCAAAACAAUUCAAUAGCGCCAGAGCAAAAGCCAUUAAACAGUUCUCUGCAACGCCUAUCUUAAAAGUGAAGCUGUCGCCAUGAUGUCCAGCAUUCCAAAGAGUGUACGGCUAGGAAUUAUUCCAGGAUAAUUUCAUAAUUAUGGAGAAACUCGCUUCAAUGAACAUGUUUUUUGUCUUUAUUUGUUGGUUUAUGCUUCAUUGUUUAGCCUUAUCGUAACGGCAGAGAAUAAUUAUUUUCAUAUGCAUCUGGUGUCCUCCCUCUUUGCCAGUUUCAUUGUCAAGCAAUUAAUGAAAUUUAACGGUGCAACAAAGGGGAUUAGUAGGGGCUUAAAACUCACGUCAGUUCAACACUUUACCAAUUUAUUUCAUUUUACAAAAAUAUAUAUGAUUCGUGUUAUAAAUAAAGUUACAGAUAUAAAAAAUAAACAAAUUAUACAUGUUUAACUUAUAGUCACGUAAUGUUUCUUUAACAGUUUUAUCAAUUUAAGCAGAUGAUUAGUGUUACAGAUAAAUAAAUGAUACAUAUAUAACUUAUAAUAAUGUGAUGUCAUUUUAAUCAGAUACAAACUCAAUGCAAAUAUUUACAAUCCCACUAAGUGGGCGACAGCAUAAGAAAUUGAUAAUUGAAGCUACAAAUUGUGAACACUUAUUGACUAAAAUUGUUUUGCAUGUGGUGAACACUGUUCAUGGCUCACCACGCUCAGAAACUGGCAAUAACCAGCCAGACAUGACCUUGCUAAUUAGGGUGUUAAUUAUAAUCCGGUAUGCGUUAACCGUGGUCGGAUUAACUACUGGCAAAGUGGGAGUAAAUCAUGCAUCUACAUACAGUGAGGAUGUGUAUUGCUACUAAGUCGCUGUCAUACAUUCAGAUCAAUGUAUAGCAAAAACCAAACGUUUAGACAUUGCUUUUUCAAAGGAACCUGAAACGGGUCAACCAACUUCACCAAGUGAUUCAGACAAAGCAUAUGCACAUGUAUACCAACGCAUUGAAACUCUAGCAAAAGUAAACUGUAAUUAGGAUAUUCAUAUACUUAUUACUGUAUAUUUUAUAAUUCUAUUUUAUGUAUAUGUAUAUCGUUUUGAAAAUUAUAUACUGCCAAACUUUUCAGGUCAAGAGGUUGUGUUCAUGAUUAUCGCCACAGUAAUCAUGUCAGGUCAUUCUUCAUGUCCGAGAGUGUUUUGUAUAAGGACACAUUAUUUAGAUUGUCGUUAGUUACUUCAUAUACACAUUCUUCAAACGAGGAUAUUUCCUAUAUUAGGGCCUUGUAUUUGAUUUCUAACCUGGAUAGUCUUUCUUAUGUUAUUCUAUUGUAUAUUAUUUCGAUAUUAAUUAUAAGAGUGAAUUUAAUUAACUUUAAUAGGUAUCAGUGGUUCAAUUCGUUUCAAGGCCAGUCAAAAGUCAGAUACAUGAAUCUCAUUUCAUCAAUAUUUUAAGAAACAGAAAAAACUCAUAUCAUCAUUUCGCUCACAGUCGUGCUAUGUAAAUCAGAUUAUCAGCUUUUCAAAACAUCAUGAAUAAACUAUAAUUUGAGUUCUA
Molecule: messenger RNA, 2458 nt
Organism: Haliotis rubra (blacklip abalone)
Lineage: Eukaryota; Metazoa; Mollusca; Gastropoda; Lepetellida; Haliotidae
Exons: 6
Coding region: 246-722 (158 amino acids)
Source: RefSeq, a predicted model, not a curated record